AUGACUUCUAUUUUCGAGGAAUCUUAUGAUGUUUUCGAGGAGUUGGGAAAGGGACAUUUUGCUGUUGUCAAAAGAUGUGUACACAAAUCGUCAGGCAAUCAAUUUGCAGGGAAAUUUAUCCGCAAGAAGCGAGUUUGUCGGGGUGUUCCAAUGGAAGAUAUUCAGCGAGAAAUUGACACAUUGAUGCAAUUAAAUCACUCAAAUGUUAUAAGACUGCAUGAAGUCAUUGAUACUGGCCAAACCGUUAUUCUACUUCUAGAGCUAGUCAGUGGAGGAGAGCUGUUUGACUUUGUAACAGAACACCAACAUCUGUCCGAGUCACAAACAAUUCAUAUAACACGCCAGAUACUGGAGGCAGUGCAACACAUGCACUCCCUACAUAUUGCUCACCUCGACCUUAAGCCUGAAAACAUCUUGCUCAUGGAAAAGACAUCCCUUCCAACAAUAAAAGUGAUUGAUUUCGGACUCUCCCAAAAGUUGGACUCCGUUUCUGAAAUCAAAACAGUCUUUGGAACGCCUGAGUUUGUAGCUCCAGAAGUUGUUAAUUUUGAAACCCUCUCCCUUGCUACUGAUAUGUGGGCAAUUGGAGUAAUCACCUAUAUUUUAUUGAGUGGCUUGUCUCCAUUCCUUGGGGAAGACAAGCAACAAACAUAUACAAACGUUUCCACUGGAAGUUAUACAUUUGAACAUAAAGCUUUUUCCGAAAUCAGCUCUCUCGCCAAGGACUUUAUUGCAAAAUUACUCAAAAAAUCACCGAGAGAAAGGAACACAGUUGUACAAUGUUUGAAGCAUCACUGGAUUCAACCCCAGGUGCCGGACGUCAUAGCCAGUCCACUUUCCGUUUUUGACGCCGUCCAAUCAGGAGAUGUCACAGCAGUUGAACAAAUUUUACACCUUGACCUUAAUCAGAUUGACAAGAAUGGAGAGUCAGUGUUGCACGUGGCGGUGAGAGCUGAUAAUACAGAGAUCACACGACUGUUGCUCUCCAGUGGUGCCAACCUAGCAGCCGCAGACAGUAUGGGUGAGACAGCAGUUUUCCACGCAGCGAGGCACGGCAACGAGCAACAGUUGGCACUCCUGAUCAGAGCCGGCUCUAGCCUCACCAGCUGCAACAAGGAAGGUGACACACCUCUACACAUUGCAGCGACAUGGGGUCACCUAGAAUGUGUCAAGUUGUUGGUAGAGAGCAGAGCUCUUGUAGAUGUGGUUAACCACCAGGGGGCGACUCCUCUACAUCUCUCUCUCACUCACAGACACUCAGACGUAGCCACGUACCUCAUACACCAGGCCGGGGCCGAUGUAGAACUGCAAGACAUGAAUGGAGAGACAGCACUCCACGGUGCAGUCAGAGAAGGCUUACUGGGUGUUGUACAGAGUUUGUGUCGUCUUGGUUGUGACACGGACAUUCCUAACAAACAAGGCCUAUACCCCCUCCACCUGGCCGCGCGAUAUGGACACACGGAGAUAAUCAGGAGUCUCUGCUUGGCAGGCUGCAACACAGAUGUGAAAAACCAAGACGGAGCCAAGGCCGAAAUUACAGCUCUGAAAUUUGGCCAUAAUGACAUCAGCAAUCUGCUUAACAGGGUGAAAAAUGGAGAGACCCAGGAAGGGUUUAUCCGUCAGCUGUUGCCCAAGGUCGGAUUACCUCCUCGGGUCAACAUCCAGAUUUUCGGACACUCAGGGGUUGGCAAGUCCACCCUUGUAGAGACACUCAAGACUGGUUACUUCAGCAGUUUCUUCCGCAGAAGCAGACCUCUUGUCAGCAACAAUACAAACUCCAUGCCUGCUUCACCAAACAAGAUGCAUAUUGAGAUGGAUCUAACAUCAAGACGCAACUCUCUCAACUUUGACCUGUACAACUUCCAGUACACGAGGGGCGUAGAUGUUCAACAGGUGAGUUUAUCAGGCGCAGGGGACGUUACUCUCUGGGACUUCUCAGGACAGGACAUGUACUUCUGUGUGUACCACCACCUGCUCACCACAUCUGCCAAGAACGCAGUGUUCCUCGUAGUGUUCAGCCUCAAGGACCCUCCCAACACUCAGCUGCGGCAGUGUCACUUCUGGCUGACGUUCCUGCAGGCCCGCAUCCCUCCUACAGAACCUCUAGGAACCAACGGAAUCAGUGGCAACAUGCCCAGGGUGAUUUUAGUGGCUACACAUGCAGACACGUCACAAACACUGCGCGACCAGAGUGGCCAUUAUGUGAGCGAACAGGCAAACAGUGUUUGUGUGACGCUGCGGCAACACUACGCGACGACUUUCCACAUCAAUCGCCGCGUCGUAGUUGUGGACUCCCACCAAGCACUCAGUCCUGGUAUACGACUACUUAAAUCCCUGGUGCAAACCGAGCGAACGAGCAUUGCACAGGGUGUUCCACAAAUGACAGGGUUCUGUGAGGCUGUGCGCAGCUGGCUACCGACCUUGCGCAAGUCCGCGCAGAGUUUCCCGGUUGUGUCGUGGGAUAGCUUCGUAGACGCUGUCCGAGCACAAGUCAACCCUCUGGCUGACUCACAGCACUUCAGUGAACUGCUGACUCAACUACAACACAUGGGCGAGGUGGUGUAUCUCAAGUCCUGCCUACACCCAGAUCUGCUGGUGUUGUCUCCACAAUGGCUAUGUGGGCCGGUGCUAGGACAACUUCUGUCCAUAGACUUUGUCGCCCACGCUCGUAUCACAGGCUGCUACACAGUGGAGGACUUCCAGUCGGCCUUCCCUCAAACUGACGCACUCGCACUACUGCAGGUCCUUGAAACUCUACAGCUCUGCAUACAGUGUGAUGUGGAUGGAGAGCCGGAGUAUGAGUUCCCAUGCUACAACCUGGUGGAGACUCUGGAAGGUCUAUGGGAGGAACACGACCCAAGAUAUAAACAAGCUGUGUACGGAGGUGUCAGGCUACACACGCCUGAGGGAACCAUGCAUCUGCUACACUCUGUCUUCCCUAGGAUCCAGGUCCAGUUACGGAGGACCGUGAUGAACUAUUGUGACUCGGAGACGGAUCUGUACCAGUGGUUCCACGGGUCCAAGUUGUGCUCAGGACUGAUAGAGAGUCUAGUGACUCUGGAGACAUCGUCACACACGAGUCACUCCGAGUGGAUAGAGAUCAAAGUCCGAGGACCUCCGCAUACAGCUCCAGUCUGCUUCUUCUUCAUCGAGGAGAUACUCGACAUUAUUGAUCUGGUGAUGGUGGAGAUGUGCCCGGGACUGUCUGUAGAGAAGCAUGUUCUGAGUACUUUAGACUUGAAGAAUCACUGUGCAGCAUCCUACUGCUUCCCGCCUGACCAGCUGAUGACAGCACUUCUCUCUGAAGAGAAGCUUGACUCAAAGUUGUACAACCCUCUGGCCGAGUGUAACGAAACUCUGUCAGACCUUAUAGCUUUCAACUCCAAUGAGGUGCGUGAGAUGCUAGUGCCAGCAGACCAGCUGUCUGUCAACUGCCUAUCGACUGUGUGUCGUCAACAGUUGUGCGCUCUCCUAGACCCACCCGACCCUCUAGGAAAGGACUGGUGUCUCCUAGCAGUCCAGCUAGACCUACAAGACAAGAUUGCAGCCAUAGAGAAGUCAGGAAACAGUCCCACAGGCAUGUUGUUGGACUCCUCACAGGCUAGUGUUGGCACACUGAUCAGGAAGCUGACAGAGCUUGGUCGUGAAGACGCCAGUGCAGUGCUGCUGCGUAACGCUCCUCUCUACCGCAUCAACCCCGAGCUGAUGCAGACGCAAGACACUCCGAGUGACAGCUCACAAAACCUCUCCCGGUAGAUCAAAAAUUGUCUGACAAACUCUCAUUAAAGCUUUACUACUUAUCUUGUAGCCUUCUUAAUUUAUAAAUGUUGUAUUUUUGUAGUUGAUAAUCUUGAUGUUACAAUUAAUUGUAAUUUUUAAAUUGUGAAACGAAUCUCUCUAUGAAACACCAAGACAGUUUAAACGCUUUUACAUGUAACUUGUUUCUUAUUACGUGAUUUUGGGAAUGUUAGUUGUAAGUAUUCAAUUAUCACUAGACUUAUCAUGUUUUGUACUUAAACACUGCACUGAAUCAAAACUUAGGCCUAUUGUAAGACUAGAUUGAAUCUUUUCUACGCUUGUUACUAUAGGUUUGUUGUUAGCGGUACUUAAGCUUUAUAUUAUUGAUUGUGUUGUAUACAUUGUUUUAUAAAUGUUAUAAGGCUUUUUCAUGUUUCUCGUUUGUAAGCUUUUUUUAUUUAAUUUUAUAUAUUAUAUAUAUUUGUUGAUCUGUAAUUUUCAGGCAAGCUCAAGCUUUGUAUUUGUUAACCUAGGUUAAGGUUAGUGAUCGCUUAUAUCUGUUUAACUUAAGUUUUAGAGAUAUAUUUUUAGCUAUUGAAUCUUGUGAUUAAUGUCUGUACUGUAUGCCAUAUAUUAUUUAUCCAUUGUAUUGCAUUGUGUUUAACUUUGUAACAGUACUUUACUUGUAUGAUUUUGAUAUAAAAUAUGCCUACAUUAAAGUUUCAUAUAAUUUAA
Molecule: messenger RNA, 4473 nt
Organism: Macrosteles quadrilineatus (aster leafhopper)
Lineage: Eukaryota; Metazoa; Arthropoda; Insecta; Hemiptera; Cicadellidae
Product: death-associated protein kinase 1-like
Exons: 22
Coding region: 1-3756 (1251 amino acids)
Biological process (GO): positive regulation of apoptotic process; intracellular signal transduction; protein phosphorylation
Cellular component (GO): nucleus
Molecular function (GO): protein binding; ATP binding; protein serine/threonine kinase activity
Source: RefSeq, a predicted model, not a curated record